CUCUCUCUCUCACAGAGGCAAGCUGAAGAGCACAGCAAAUUCACAUUUUUCGGUAAACAUCUCCAAUGGAAGUGGAAUCCUGUGUCCCACCAGGUUUUAGGUUCCACCCAACAGAAGAAGAGCUUGUGGGUUACUAUCUCAAGAGAAAAGUGAACUCCCAGAAGAUUGAUAUAGAUGUCAUCACUGAAAUUGAUCUCUACAGAAUAGAGCCAUGGGACAUCCAAGAUAGAUGCAAGCUAGGUUAUGAGGAAAAGAAUGAGUGGUACUUCUUCAGUCACAAAGACAAGAAAUACCCAACCGGAACAAGGACUAAUAGAGCAACGGCAGCCGGAUUCUGGAAAGCAACAGGGAGAGACAAGGCAGUGCUCUGUAAGAACAGAAUUAUAGGGAUGAGAAAGACCUUAGUGUACUACAGAGGCCGUGCACCCAAUGGGAAAAAAACUGACUGGAUCAUGCAUGAAUAUCGGCUCCAAACAUCUGAGCAUGGACCCCUUCAGGAAGAAGGAUGGGCCGUGUGUCGAGCAUUCAAGAAACAAAUUCCAAGUCAUUCACAGGGUUUUCAGAUGAUUAAUCGCGCUUAUUAUGGAAGAGAUCAUGACCACAUUGGUAUUCAAGCAUUUGCAGAUAAUAGAAGUCAUAUGCAAGUAAUUAACCAUUAUCAAGGAACCACAAAUUUUCCUCAUGGACCUGUUUGCUUUGAGCAAGAACUUUUAUCCAAGAAUGCUUGUGUAGAUAAUCAACUCUUUGAUCUUCCACAACUAGAGAGCCCUACACUGUCUACCAGUUUAGUUAAUAGAGAAGGUAUUGAGCCUAGUGGUACAUCAAAGGAGGAUUACAAUGAAGGAGAGUUUGUAGAUUGGAGAACUCUGCAUAAGCUUCUGGCAUCACAACAAGGUUAUGAAAAUCAAGAAAAUGAUCUCCUUGGUAUCUUUCAUAACUUGUAA
Messenger RNA from Telopea speciosissima, 944 nucleotides. Its product is annotated as NAC domain-containing protein 30-like. NCBI's taxonomy places the organism in Eukaryota, Viridiplantae, Streptophyta, Magnoliopsida, Proteales, Proteaceae. The record is from RefSeq and is a predicted model, not a curated record. Gene Ontology annotation, molecular function: DNA binding. The coding region runs from base 66 to 944 and encodes 292 amino acids. The transcript has 4 exons. Gene Ontology annotation, biological process: regulation of DNA-templated transcription.